AUGACCAGAAGAAGAAAGGAGGGUGGUCUGCUUGUUCUGGCAGCAUCAGAGAAUUCAACGAUUGCUUGGUGGAGUGUGGACUUUAAGACAUUGAUUUUAAGGGCCUCUUAUUCACGUGGCAUAGGGGAAACCUUAAUGAACGUGUACAAGGCGGGUAUUAGGAGGAAGAGUCAUUUGCUUGCAUGCAUUUCAGGCAUUGAUAAGAAGCUCCAUAGCAGUAUAAAUGCUGCGCUCGAAGGGCUACAUCAAAUUCUCUGGGCAGAACUGCAUAAAAUUUAUAUACAGGAAGAGUUGACGUGGUUUCAAUGGUCUAGACGCCAGUGGUUGGUGGAUGAGGACCGUAACAUGAGAUUUUACCAUGCUUCCACAGUGAUUAGAAGGAGACAUAACAAGAUUCUGAUGCUGAAGGAUGAAAGGGACAAUUGGGUUGGGACUCCUGAAAAGCUCAAGUCCAUGGUGGUCAAGUUUUUCAAGAAUGUGUACACGAAUGAUGGGGCUAUUUUACAUCCUUUCCCGAUUACAGGUCGUUUUCCUAAAAUAAACAGUAUAUUUUUCAUCCAGCUUCACCGUCCUCCUAGCCGGGAAGAGAUUAAGGAUGUUUUCUUUAACAUGGAUGGUUUGAAGGCGCUUAGACCAGAUGGCCUACAUGCUCUCUUCUUUCAGUCUCAGUGGCCUACAAUGGAGGUGUCAGUUAUGAGGCUUAUUGAGGAUGUUUUCCUUUAG
This is a messenger RNA of Gastrolobium bilobum, 723 nucleotides long. RefSeq lists its product as uncharacterized. The record is from RefSeq and is a predicted model, not a curated record. Lineage: Eukaryota; Viridiplantae; Streptophyta; Magnoliopsida; Fabales; Fabaceae. The coding region runs from base 1 to 723 and encodes 240 amino acids. The transcript has 2 exons.